GCCCUCCACAUUCAUAAGGACAUCAUUUUAUUUCAAACUUAAGAAAUACAUGCACUGACGGUUACACUUUCUACACAUCAAACUGUUGCUUUACACAUGCCUGCAUGCUGUAAAGCAACAGAAAUCAAAGCUGGACCAGUGGCCGCCUGUGUCUGUCUCUGACAGAAGAAAAGAGAAGGGAAAAAAAGUAACCUGAAAACCUGAGACAUGGCGGCUGAUCUCGAUGUGGUCAACCUGUUUAUUAUUGCCGGGGGAACGCUGGCUAUUCCCAUCCUGGCCUUUCUGGCGUCCUUCCUUCUCUGGCCCUCUGCACUCAUUAAAGUUUAUUACUGGUACUGGAGGAGGACUCUGGGUCUGCAGGUGCGCUACGCGGACUGCGGUGGUUAUCGCUUCUGUUUCUCCUACCGAGGAAAGCCUGGGAUGAGACCUUCCAUCUUGAUGUUGCACGGCUUCUCUGCUCACAAAGACACGUGGCUCACUGUUGUCAAGUAUCUACCAAAACAUCUGCACAUCGUGUGUGUGGACAUGCCCGGCCACGAGGGGACAACACGCACCAACACAGAGGAUUAUUCCAUUCAGGGGCAAGUCAGAAGGAUCCAUCAGUUUGUGGAAACCGUCCGGCUAAACAGGAAACCGUUCCAUCUCGUUGGAACGUCCAUGGGAGGGAACGUAGCCGGGGUUUACGCAGCCUGCUAUCCCUCAGAAAUCUGCAGCAUGACUCUCAUAUGUCCAGACGGCAUAAGACAUCCGUGUGAGACGAAAUUUGACAAUCAUCUGCAGGACCUGGAGCACAGCAAUUACACAAUUAAUAUCCCUCUGAUCCCCACUACACCCGAAGAGAUGGAGGACAUGUUCAGGCUGUGCUCCCAUGUUCGCUUUAAAAUUCCUCAGCAGAUUCUCCAAGGAUUAGUCGAUGUCCGCCAACCUCACAACACAUUUUAUCAAGAAGUUUUUAUGGAGAUUGUAGGUGAGAAGUCGAGAUACGCCUUACAGGAGCACUUGCAUCUAAUCACUGCACCUUUACAAGUGAUAUGGGGCAAACAAGACCAGGUGGUGGAUGUCUCUGGAGCCGCCGUCAUUGCAGAGUUGUUGCCUGGAUGCAAGGUGGACCUGCUGGAGAACUGCGGUCACUCUGUGGUGAUGGAGCGGCCGAGUCGCACAGCCAAACUCAUCCUGGAGUUCAUCAUCUUGCAGCAGAAUGCCAAGAGUGGCACAAAGAAAUCUUCCUGAACUAAAGACUUUUAAGCAUCUACACGUGUCCCUAAUGCUUUGCACCUAACUUAAACGUGACAUGCUAAUGUAGACGGAUGUUCAUUAAACCUUUAUAGGGCACUCAUUGAAAUACUUGGAAGUUCUGAAUUUCAACCCUAGAGUGUUAUUGUAGGGCAUGAGAAGACUUUUUUUUUUACUUUUGUGAAUUUUUUUAAAAUCACGAUUAAUGAAUUUACCAUAUAUGGUUCCUUUCCCUUAAGUGGUAAACAAAUGUAAACGUGUAUUUAGACCAUUAGAACAUAAGAGCUGAUUCAGGCAGUUCAGGCAAACACAUUAUCACAACAGACCACAUUAGGACACUUCUUCCUGGUAUUUAAUAAAGCUGUUAUGCUCAGAGAUCAUGCAGAGGUGGAUCUUGAAGACCACGUUUGAUAAGAAUCUGGCCCGAG
Molecule: messenger RNA, 1661 nt
Organism: Mugil cephalus (flathead mullet)
Lineage: Eukaryota; Metazoa; Chordata; Actinopteri; Mugiliformes; Mugilidae
Gene: abhd6b
Product: abhydrolase domain containing 6, acylglycerol lipase b
Exons: 9
Coding region: 208-1230 (340 amino acids)
Source: RefSeq, a predicted model, not a curated record